Molecule: messenger RNA, 2697 nt
Organism: Hippocampus comes (tiger tail seahorse)
Lineage: Eukaryota; Metazoa; Chordata; Actinopteri; Syngnathiformes; Syngnathidae
Gene: kansl2
Product: KAT8 regulatory NSL complex subunit 2
Exons: 10
Coding region: 109-1566 (485 amino acids)
Cellular component (GO): NSL complex
Source: RefSeq, a predicted model, not a curated record
GUCGGGGGGCGGGCUUAAGUUAACUUCUGGUUCGUCGUAGUAAACGUGUGGCGCUUCAUUGUGCUUCAGCGGCUCGGUGACUGCAGAUCUUUCGGAGAGAGGGUCGCGAUGAACAGGAUCCGAAUCCACGUCUUGCCGAGCAGUCGCAACCGACUGACCCCGCAGCCGGCGCGUCCGCAGGAGGCUCAGACUUGCGCCUUCGCCCAGCGUCUGUGCUCGCAGCCCCGGCUGGACGGCUUGGAUUUCUGCAUCAAACACGUUCUGGAGGACAAAAGCGCCCCCUACAAGCAGUGCAAUUACGUCUCCGCUAAGAAUGGCAAACGCUGCCCCAAUGCCGCGCCCAAGGUCGAGAGGAAAGACGGGGUGACAUUCUGUGCCGAGCACGCCCGCCGCAACGCCGUGGCCCUCCGCGCUCAGAUGAGGAAGGCGUCGUCCGGCCCGUCGCCAGAGGCGCUCUUGUCCCAGCUGAGCGGAUACAGCCGCGCGGAGACGCGCGGCCUCGAUGGCGGUCGCUCGGAAGCCGGUCGCCUUCUCGAUGAGGACAGUCCAAUGAGUGAGGAAGAACAGGGUCCGCUGGUACUGGAUCAGACGUGGAGAGGAGACCCCGAAAGUGAGGGCGACAGCAUCGACAGCGACCACGAGGAUCCGCUCAAACAUGCUGGCGUGUACACUGCCGAGGAGGUGGCGCUCUUCACCCGAGAGAAACUCAUCAGACUGCAGUCGCUCUACAUUGACCAAUUCAAACGCCUCCAGCAUCUGCUCAAGGAAAAGAAGCGCCGAUACCUGCACAACCGCAAAAUCGAGCACGAAACCAUCGGUAGCAGUUUGCUGACCGGACCCGAAGGCCUGUCCGCCAAGGAGAGGGAGAACCUGAAGAAGCUGAAAGCUCUGCGUCGCUACCGCCGGCGCUACGGCGCGGAAGCGCUGCUGCACCGCCAGCUGAGGGAGCGCAGACAGACGGUGACCGAGGGGGCUCCGCAGGCCCACUCGCGAGCGGCGCAGGAGAAGUGCGUUUCCUCGACGGAUGGCAAUCGCUGCCCCAAUCCCUGCCUUCCCCUGACUCGCCACUGCCUCGCCCAUAUCUUCCAGGACGGCAACCAGGUCCUGUUCAAGAGCUGUCCGGGCACCAAGGACGUCCCGUGCGAGCGUCCGGUGCACAUGGGCCAGUCGGACGACCCCCGCUGCCCGCUUCACCUCCCCCUGCCGCCUCCCAUGUACCGGCCGGAGCGGGAGCCCCCCCAGCAGGAGCACCCCACCCCCGGCGCCAGGGAGCUGUACCUGAGCGCCGCCGAGCUCCGGCCCACCGAGAGCCUCCCCCUGGAGUUCAGCGACGACUUGGACGUGGAAGGCGACGGCACGCAGGGCCCGCCGUCCCCCCUGCAGUUCGACACGGCGCUGGCCCUGGAGGACCACACCAUUCGGGCCAUCGCCGAGGCGCCCAUGGACCUGCUGACCGCCGACGACCCGGAUCAGGCGGACCCGGACGCGUCGGGACAGGACGUCGACGUCGCGAGCGAGCAGGCGGCGCCUGCGGAGGCGCGGGCCAAAGACGACGCUCCCAGAUGAAGGAAAGCCACCCCUCGCUUUUCCUCUCUGCGCAGACGGCGACCCGACUCGACACAUUUCGCCGACUGCUCUUUGAUCGGUCCCGUCCACUCGCGUUCAACGUCGCCCCGCGUCGGCCUGCGUGGAGUGCAAAAUGUUGAUUGGCGUUUGCCGCCACGGGGAGCCAACCCUGCGGCGGAGCGCUCCCCGUCGUCGUCGCCGAGUCGGUAAACAUAGAGCUGAUGUGCCGCUUUCCUUGCCGACGGGCCUUUUAGGGUGUGGAACCGCAACUGAGUUUCCGGCAGACGGUGAGGAGGUCCAGGGAUUUGAACCCCGUGUCUGAUCUUCUCGCUGGGCUGCCGCUCUUCCACAUCUUUAGAAUUGAUUUUUCCCUCAAUAAUCUGGGGGGGGGGGGUUGGAUUAAAGUUGAGUGCAAAACAUUCUUCCGCAUGACUCUGAUGAUUGUUGGCAUUUUUUGAAUGGUGAAGCCGAAGCCUCCACGGCAACACUUGGUGGGCGCAACAUCACGCAAAGGCGACCGAUGCGUUUGCCUAUUCGUUCGGAAGGCCGGCGACCGAUUCAUGCCAAUUGGGAAAGGACGACUUGUUUGCACUCCGGCGCUUGCGAGGAUGCUUCGGGUGCGAGACAGCCUGUCGAUGAACAGAGUGACGGCUUUUUUUUCGCUUUUUCCAUAAACAGAUGAUGCUCCAGUUACCGGUUCGGUCCAUAACACGUCAGACAAUCGGCAAAAGCAUUCCCCAAAGUAAAAGCGGAUGUUUACACCACGCGAACUUUUUUUACACAAAGAUCAUCGGCCGGCUCUGAUGGACGACAACAGAAAAGCGGUCGGAUGUGUCGCCAAGAGGCUGAAAUCGCGAGGCCGCGGAUCACCACGCGACGAAUGUCUCCGGUGUCGGCAAGGACCCAAAUAGUUGACAGUUGCCAAGUUGAUGAGGAAUGACGAAAUCGCGAACCUUCUGCUCGAGAACCGCGAACACGCGGGGCAGUGUGGACGACGUCUCACCGGACAUGUUUUUUUUUUUUGUUUCGGUCGGUAAUUUGACCAGUGUGAAUUGUCUGCAAAUAAAUGGAAAGAUUUGGGAGUCGGGUUGGCAGUUGUUAUUGCAUUCGAAUGAAAUAAAAGCUUGUCAU